GUGGCAUGUAUAAAUGUCCUUUGUUGAAGUCUAGUGGUAAUUGCUACCAGACUAGAAGCUAUUGCUUCUUCGGAUUCGUAAAGAUUAUUUCUGUGGACAGGGACGGUGGUAUCAGUGACACAGGCUUGAGCAAGGUCGCACACCUCGGAUGUGGGUGUCAGUUCAGCUGAAUUCAACAGUGUUGGUCGAUUGGGGAUCACCGUGAAGCUGCCACGGCCAAGCUGCUGGUUUAUUUGCGUGUUGGUUUGCAUUCGCUGGGGCUUGUGUGGUGGCUUUGUAUCUAAGGUCCUAACUGGUUAAUUUGAGUACUGCGCAGUGGAGUUGACUGAACGUUGGGGUUCGAUUACGUUGUGCGCUGUGUGUUUUGUGAUCUGUGCAGACGCGAAGGUUUUAGAUUGGCGAGUGCCUGCGGGAAAUCGUUUGAAGGAUUUCGGAAGCGUGUGAUCAGGAUUGAAAAUUGGUGGAGUAAGUAGCUUACUUUGGAGUAAGUAUCCUUUAGAUUGUGAUUAGGAUUACAAGGAUGAGCAUUCUGCAAACGCUGGCACUGUUGCUUUGUCUAGCGGUGUCAUUCCAACCAGGAGACGCAAGAUGUCCGUUGGCAAUCCUGGGCAGGCGCUCAUUGAAGCAAGCAGAUCUUCCGCCCCAGCCACCCUUGCAAUUUGGAUUCUACGACAUAUCUUGCCCGUCGCUUAAUGCCAUCAUCGACGAGAGAAUGCGCUUCUGGGUUCUGCAGGACAUCCGGACCCCCGCGAAGAUAUUGAGGCUCUUUUUUCACGACUGCUUUGCGGCUGGGUGCGAGGCAUCAAUCCUGCUGAACUCUACUUCAACAGUCUUAGCGGAGAAGGAUGCACCAAUUUCCCAGACUCUGGACAAGUAUGAUGUGAUCGAGAAUAUCAAAUGGACAGUAGAGACGGCUUGCCCUGGGAUUGUUUCCUGCGCUGAUAUUCUCGCACUCGCGGCUGCCAAGUCCGUUGAGCUAGCUGGGGGGCCGAUUCUUCAAACAGAAACAGGACGACGAGAUGGCGUAGUCUCGUAUCUUGCUGGUGCGACUGCGAGCAUGCCUCUGUCCAUCCAGAAGAUCGAUGACUUACUUGCAAUGUUCGUGCAGGCGGGCCUGGACUUAACUGAUCUUGUGAUCCUUUCAGGUGCUCACACAAUUGGGGAAGUUCAUUGCACCAACUUUGCCGACCGUUUCGACCCAGCGGCGAAUAGUCCUUUUCCGGACCCAUCUUUCGGGGAGCAACUGCGCGCAUACUGCACUCGCGGCGGCACAGGCGAUAUGGCAACCCUGAACCUGAGGACUUUUAUAGACUUGCAGUCGCCCAACAGCUUUGACAUCUCAUAUUUCGUGAAUCUGAUCGUAGGCCGCGGCGUCAUGACCUCAGACCAAGCCCUGUUCAAUGAUCAGCGUACGCAACCCCUUGUGAGAGCAUUUGCCGGCAAUCGAACUCUAUUCUUCGAGAGUUUCCAGGCGUCCAUGCUCAAGAUGGGUCGGCUUCACGUGCUCACUGGGACGAGCGGCGUAAUCCGGAGGCAAUGUGGGGUGUAUCCGUAGCUCACAAGCUACCUUUGUACAGAAUGUAUCUAUAUUUAAAUCUCUAGGCGGCUCCCGUCUGGAUUCAACAGUAAGCUAAGAAGCUAUCCAGAUACUCAGAGUGCAUUCCGUCUGGUGGAGUGCUGCAGUUUUGUUCCCAAGUACCCAUUCAAUUGGGCUGAACAGAAGUUACCCUUGUACUGAAACGCCGCAAGUGUUCAUGGCAGAUCGGUUAUGCUUUAUGUACAUGUUUGAGAAGAGAGAUAAAGAGUGAUUAUUUCCCCUGUGAUCAGCACUGUCGCAUCAUUCAAAGCCGCGGUAGUUGGGUCGUUAGUGUUCGAGGUCAUUUGGAGCAGUGCUAAGGUUUCAUAGUAAUAAUGUAACGUUGCUCUUGAAUACAGUUUGUUACAUUGACGUUGAUCAAUUCGGAACCUGGUUCACUUGGAUGGCUCAUGCCAGUUACCUCAGUGAAUCACAACGUGAGCUCCUGGUCCGAUUAUUCUUGCGAAAGCUCUGGAAGAUGAAGUGCGUGAUGUUCUCAGAAUUUUGGUGGAAAAAGACAUAAUCCCA
This is a messenger RNA of Physcomitrium patens, 2104 nucleotides long. Its product is annotated as peroxidase P7. Gene Ontology annotation, biological process: response to oxidative stress; hydrogen peroxide catabolic process. Gene Ontology annotation, molecular function: peroxidase activity; heme binding. The record is from RefSeq and is a predicted model, not a curated record. Lineage: Eukaryota; Viridiplantae; Streptophyta; Bryopsida; Funariales; Funariaceae.